Messenger RNA from Nicotiana tabacum (common tobacco), 1054 nucleotides. The record is from RefSeq and is a predicted model, not a curated record. Lineage: Eukaryota; Viridiplantae; Streptophyta; Magnoliopsida; Solanales; Solanaceae.
AAAUAAAUAACUCAAUAGUCAAACUUCCAUUUUAAGUAUGACGUCGUCAUUCUACUCUCUGUCUUCUUCUCACCUGCAAUUUCUUCCCUUAUCUCUUUCCCUCUCCACUCUUCCCUUUCGCUAUUCUUCAAUCCCAACCCAAAAACUCCAUUUCUGCAGAAAAAAACUUGUCACACAAAUGUCAAACCCGACCCUGAACCCGAACCCAAACUCCGAUCGUUUAAAAGAACUGAAAGAAUUCGACGAGUCAAAAAUCGGAGUCAAAGGUCUGGUAGAUAAGGGCCUUACUGCUAUACCCAGUUUCUUCAUCCACCCACUAGAACCACCAAACCCGGAACCCAAAACCCGACCCGGUUACAAACACUCCAUUCCCGUCGUUGACUUCUCUGCCCCUCGGUCCACCCUCGUUGACCAAAUUCACCAAGCUUCGACGACCCUCGGAUUCUUCCAGAUUAUCAAUCACUCAGUCCCCGUAGAAGCCAUAAACAGAAUUGUGGGGUCCAUAAAAACAUUCAACGAACAUCCCGAUAAAGUAAAAAUGAAGUAUUACAGUAGGGACAUGUCACGUGGAGUAGGGUACUCCACGAACUUCGAUUUGUACAACUCGAAAGCUGCCAGCUGGAGAGACACAUUGCAGAUGAGGUUGGGUCCCACACCACCGGAUUGGGAGCAUGUGCCGGAGGUGUGUAGGGAUGCGGCAAUUCAGUGGGAUAAAGAAGUGGUGAAAAUAGGGGAAGAGUUGAUGGGUUUGUUGUGUGAAGGGUUAGGUGUGAAGGAGGAUAGAUUGAAGGAGUUAUCUUGUUUGGAUGCGAGGAUUAUGGCUGCUCAUUAUUAUCCGUACUGUCCUCAGCCGGAGUUAACGAAAGGGUUGACGCCGCAUACAGAUCCUGGUGUGUUGACGGUGUUGGUGCAAAAUGAGGUGACUGGCUUGCAAGUUAAGUUUGGAGACGAUUGGGUGGAUUUGGAGCCCAUUCCGGGGGCGAUUAUUAUUAAUAUUGGUGAUAUCCUUCAGGUAUGCUCUACGCUAGCUCGUAACUAGACUUGUAUAGUUUGC